AUGAUCCGACGUGAGGGUCAUGGUUUGGCCUUGGAUUUCUACUGCCUGGGCUGCCUCCUGCAGGGAGCCCCAGAAGUGGAUCCAAGGUACGUCCUGCUGACCGGAAAGUUGCCUCACUUCACCGGUGAUGUAAACCAGAUGUGCGCACGGCGAGCCAAGGGCGAGGCCUUUGAGGUGCCCAAGCACCUGUCGCCGGCCGCCUCGGAUUUGUGCCAACGACUCCUGGAGGCCGACCCGGCGGAGCGGCUGGGCACCAAAAACUCGGCCAUGGAGGUGAAGGAGCAUCGGUGGUUCGAACAAGUCGACUUCCACAAGGUCUAUCGAAAGGAGCCGCAGAGGAUCUUCCCGAAUUUUCCACCCAUUGAUCCUCAGUUGACUCCUGACCAGAAUUUUAGCUCCCAGUCAGCGGCUCAGCGACGCACGGCAUUGAUUACGCAGAUUCUCCAAGCUCAAAUGCGCGGCGAUACUAUGGAUCUGUAA
Messenger RNA from Cladocopium goreaui, 480 nucleotides. The record is from the annotation of a GenBank genome assembly. NCBI's taxonomy places the organism in Eukaryota, Dinophyceae, Suessiales, Symbiodiniaceae.